GGCAGCAGCGCGAGCUCUACGUCGGGUCGCGUUGUGUGUGACGUCACGCGCGUGAGCUUUGAAAAUAAGCGCGAGGAGGAACCGUCGCUGGAAUCGCGAGCUUUCGCAGGGUUUUUUUCCGGAUAAACAUACAAACAAAUCAACAAAACUCGCCGUGUUUCUGAUACACCUCAGCAUGGCGCUCCUGACUCCGUACAGUAAAGUCCCGGAGCUGAACACCGCGACUGUGCUCCUGGUUGAAAACGAGGAGGAGCUGCAGUCCAAACUAGCCAACGCCUUAGUGCGAAAUGAGAACGAUUUCAACGUCAAUGUGCGUUUGGCCAGAAAACUCCCUCUGCCCGUUGAGAACAAGGAAAGCCGUCCUCGCAUUGAUUUAAUAGUGUUUCUAGUGAAUCUGCUGUCAGAGCGCAGUCUGCAGUCAGUGGAAAGCUCUCUCGCCCAUCUGCACUCAGACUGCUUCCUGGGGAAAGUGUGUUUCUUGGUCACUGAUGCUCGCAGCGGCUUUCACACUCAGGAGCGUUUGGUCAGCGUAAGAAAACUGGCUGCUUCACAUCAGUGUCCCGUCCUCUGCGCCGAGCACAGGACGGCAGAUGGUGUGAAAGCAGCAGCCGUGCGGCUCCUGAACAUCUUGAAGGUGUCGGCGGGAAUGUCGCCCAUAGCAACCACCGCCCUCUAUCUGUCCUCUCUCACCCGCUGCUCGGUGACCUCUGACCUUGAAGAGGACUGACCUCCAAUAGGAUCAAUUAAGAACUACAUUAAGACUCAAAUUCAUUACUUUGAAUUUCCACACAGGAAACACAAGUUGCAGAUAAUCACACUGGACUGCAGAUUAGUUCACUGUUAUUUUCACAUCACUGUCCAUGAAAUUUACCUUGCCAUGGGACUUUAUUAAAUACUGUGUGUUUUCAUGGCUGCCCAGGGUUCAUAUUCAGCUCUUGUAAUGAAUUAACACAUCCAAAUCAGCAGGGGGAGCAAUUGGGUAGCGAAGGAAUCGAAGGAAUUCCUU
Molecule: messenger RNA, 1006 nt
Organism: Sinocyclocheilus grahami
Lineage: Eukaryota; Metazoa; Chordata; Actinopteri; Cypriniformes; Cyprinidae
Gene: pane1
Product: proliferation associated nuclear element
Exons: 6
Coding region: 176-727 (183 amino acids)
Source: RefSeq, a predicted model, not a curated record